Messenger RNA from Psammomys obesus (fat sand rat), 1712 nucleotides. It is a transcript of the gene Hadh, whose product is annotated as hydroxyacyl-CoA dehydrogenase. The transcript has 8 exons. The coding region runs from base 68 to 1006 and encodes 312 amino acids. The record is from RefSeq and is a predicted model, not a curated record. NCBI's taxonomy places the organism in Eukaryota, Metazoa, Chordata, Mammalia, Rodentia, Muridae. Gene Ontology annotation, cellular component: mitochondrion. Gene Ontology annotation, biological process: fatty acid beta-oxidation. Gene Ontology annotation, molecular function: NAD+ binding; (3S)-3-hydroxyacyl-CoA dehydrogenase (NAD+) activity.
CCGCCCACGAAACUCUGGGACCUCUCGCGCUCUCCAGUCGGCUAGUUCUCGGCUGCUCCAUUGCGCCAUGGCGUUCGUCACCAGGCAAUUCGUGCGCUCCAUGUCCUCCUCCGCGUCGGCCGCCGCCAAGAAGAUCCUGAUCAAGCAUGUGACAGUCAUCGGCGGCGGGCUGAUGGGCGCGGGCAUCGCGCAGGUGGCUGCAGCAACUGGGCAUACGGUAGUAUUGGUGGACCAAACAGAGGACAUUCUGGCAAAAUCCAAGAAAGGGAUUGAGGACAGCCUAAGGAGAAUGGCAAAGAAGAAGUUUGCAGAAAACCCUCAGGGUGGUGAGGAGUUUGUGGCGAAGACCCUGAGCUGCCUCUCGACCAGCACGGAUGCAGCCUCUGUAGUGCACAGCACAGACCUGGUGGUGGAGGCCAUCGUGGAGAACCUCAAGUUGAAGAAUGAGCUUUUCCAGAGACUGGACAAGUUCGCUGCAGAACAUACAAUCUUUGCCAGCAACACCUCUUCCUUGCAGAUCACAAGCAUAGCCAAUGCCACCACCAGACAAGACCGGUUUGCUGGCCUCCAUUUUUUCAACCCGGUCCCCAUGAUGAAGCUUGUGGAGGUCAUUAAAACACCGAUGACCAGCCAGAAGACAUUUGAAUCUCUGGUCGACUUUUGUAAAACCUUAGGAAAGCAUCCUGUUUCUUGCAAGGACACCCCUGGAUUUAUCGUGAACCGUCUCUUGGUGCCGUACCUCAUAGAGGCCAUCAGGCUACACGAGCGAGGUGAUGCAUCUAAGGAGGACAUCGACACGGCAAUGAAGCUGGGAGCUGGGUACCCCAUGGGCCCAUUUGAGCUUCUUGACUAUGUUGGGCUGGAUACCACAAAGUUCAUCUUGGAUGGGUGGCAUGAAAUGGAUCCGGAGAACCCCCUAUUUCAGCCCAGCCCUUCCAUGAAUAAUCUGGUGGCCCAGAAGAAGCUGGGCAAGAAGACCGGAGAAGGGUUUUACAAAUACAAGUGAUACUUCUGGAGUCCCUCGGCAGCCUGUCCAGCCAGCCACAGGAGAAGGACGAGCGCGCUCCAGGGCAGUGGUUUCGACACUUGCCAUGGGCCACUUGGUGGGCCCUCCUUUGCAGACUCUCUGAAGUAAUCGUUUGACUAGUUGCAGUAAUGAGAUUCCUCCACUGAGAUGUAAUUCUCUGGUUUAGUCUGUUCUCUUCUGUGUAUUUUUUUCCUAAAAAGCUUUAUACGUUGGUGCCUUGGAGCAAACAUCUUUUUUCUGAACCUUGCCAUUUUUGUAAAAGCAUUGCUUAGACUCAUUCACUCAUGCCUUCUGAAAAUGAGGAUGCUGGAGCCAUUGUGCCUACAGAUACAUCGAAGGGCAGCGGCCCAGUGGCAUCCUGAGGCCUUGCCUGCCUGGGAACAUUGCAGCCUUGAGCCUCAGCCUACACUCUGGGCAUGACAGGAAAUGUUCUGUUUGUGUUUAUUCCUCACCAGGUCAGGACUUCUAGAGUGGUGGGCAAGUACCUAUGAGCUUGGUUUUGGGGGGAAAAGGCCCAUCUCUGUGGCCAUUCAAAUCUUAACCAUCACUGUCCAUCUCUCUUGUUUUUUCAUGAAAAAAAAUCAGUGCUAUGAAGUGCCUAUGAAUUGACUCUACCAAAAUGCAAUCUUUUAAUCUGUAAAAAUUGGAAUGGGAAUAAAUAAACUUAUACAACUUAAAAUCAUAA